This is a messenger RNA of Dichomitus squalens LYAD-421 SS1, 951 nucleotides long. RefSeq lists its product as uncharacterized. Lineage: Eukaryota; Fungi; Basidiomycota; Agaricomycetes; Polyporales; Polyporaceae. The transcript has 6 exons. Bases 1 to 951 code for a protein of 316 amino acids. The record is from RefSeq and is a predicted model, not a curated record.
AUGGUCAAGCACGCCACACACCUCCUCCAGCGCGCGUCCCCCGUUGCGCAGAAGCUGCACAAAUCUGCACGCUAUCCCACCCGCCUCGCUCAGCAGCAUCAGAAGUCUCCAUUCCCCGUUAACCUUGCGCGGAGCCCCGGCCUCCGGUCGCGGCUGCACUCGACCAAUACGAGCCGCUUUCUGUUGGAGCGCGCUGAGCUCUCGACUAUCCAUGAGGAGCCCGAGGAGGACGAGGCUGAGCCUGCGCCGCACAGGUAUGCCGGCACGCGCGAAGCUUAUAAACACCUCGAGCCAUGGCCUCAGCAUGGUAGCGCGCAGGCUGGGUCUUCGAAGAGACAUGAGGUCGAGCAUGAUGCAGACAUGCUCGGCUGGGACGACGAAUCGACGCUGGUGGCUAUGUUGCAGGAGAACGCGUCGGAACAAGACGAGGAGGAGCGGUUGAUCGCGCUUAUCGAGUCGCUCAAGGAACCCAUGGCAGCGCAGGGAGCAACUCUCAAGGAAUACCUCAAGAACGCCUUGCUUCCCGCAUACAGCAGCAUCAAGGCAGCACAUGAUGUCCUGGACGAGAAAGUGGACCUCGCCUUUGGAGCGGGGCUUCUGACGUUCGACGAAAUCUGCAAGAAAGUCGAGCGGAUCGCCCUACGGGACGAGGACGAGCUGAAGACCACGCACGCUGGGUCGCAGCGGAAAGUCACAAGGAUUUUGGAGGACCUUGAACAGGCCUAUGCGCGUCGGAAGGACCUCUGGACAGCUCUGGAGGAUGACCUCGACCGUUGCGAUGCAUUACUGAUGUUCGUCGAAGCUGCGCGCGCGACAGCCGCCCUAGAAGGUCUCCCAUUGGAUGUCGAGCAGACAAUCGUGCUCCUUGAGAAGAAGGCCAAGGCUCUGGACAAGGACAGUAGUGCCUCCGCUAACCAGAAAAUGCUUCGCGGCCUCCUGGAGAAACUUUGA